Molecule: messenger RNA, 2643 nt
Organism: Pleurotus ostreatus (oyster mushroom)
Lineage: Eukaryota; Fungi; Basidiomycota; Agaricomycetes; Agaricales; Pleurotaceae
Exons: 3
Coding region: 1-2643 (880 amino acids)
Source: RefSeq, a predicted model, not a curated record
AUGCCACUCACCUCGCAGCCUGUUGCGCAACUUCGUUCUCUUCUACGAGAUCACAACAUCUCCAUCGCGGACCUUGUCGUCGCAUUCGUUGCUAGUGAAUCGACGAAUACGAACGUAGGCGAUGCAGCCAAUACCACGACAACAAUCAUGGACAGCUUGAUUUCGCACCCUGCAUCAGUUGCGGAUAUUCGGCAGUGGGCAUGUCGAACCGCGUCGCAAAUCUAUGCAGAUCAAGUUGCUGAACUGUCGAGGAAGGCAGCUGGGCUGCAUUUCGGAGCAUCAAAGGCUACGGCAUUGUCAUUGCAGGAGUUCGACUUGGACGAGCUUGCUGAUCUCUUUCACAGUCAUGCGCCAGAUUUGUGGAGAUGCUAUGACCAGUUGCUCAGCGCGGAUCCAUCGAUAAAUCGACAACGUGAGAGGCGCCAGCAGGAACGCUACGAAACGAGAAUAGCUGCGCGCGAAGCAGCUCUGGCGCAGUUCUGUCCGGCGGAUGUCGACCUAUCGGAGGACGUUGACGCAGACUCGGAGAGCGACGACGACGAAGAGGGUGACCGGGCACAUGAGGGCAGAGUGUCUAUCUCAACAAUUCGGAAGGUUGUAAUAAUGUGCAUCAUGUUGUUAAACACCAACCAACGUUGCAAUUCUUUCCAAUGCAUGAUAGGACUGUUCCUUCAUUCAUGCAACACCCCGGAAGAUGUUAUUGAGACACUCGCACGUCUUGGUAUCUCCGUGACACCAACCACAAUCAAUGACGCCAUUACGAGCCUAUCAAAAGAGUCGACACAUGACUUGAAGCAAGUAGGGAGAACACUCACGGCAGGAUUUGCCUACGAUAAUGUCGACAUCGAACUGAAACAUACGGUGCCAACACUUGAGAAGCCGCAUGAGACACUGGUUCACUUAACGUCCGGAACACUGAUUCCGUUGGAUCAUGGUGUGCUUCGAGAGGACCUUGAUUGCUCCAAAGAGCUCUGGGAAAGGUCGUUCCUCAACCGCGACAGACAGGGCCAUGAGCCGUUUGUUAGUGAGGACAAACUCCUUGACCUUCACCCAGAGGAGGAGGACCAUCCAUCGCAAUUGUUGCGCCGCGAGCGCUUUUGGGCCUGGGUGUUUCGUCGUGAUCUCCUUCGGCAUGGACCAAAAGAAUUUUCGAAGUUCUUCAAGGAUCUAGGAAAGCCUGAGGUGGUAACAGAAAUCCCGCUAGUGAAAUCGACACAAGUACCUGCACGGAUGAUGGAUAUCAGCCCUUCCACUCCACAGGGAAACGGUGAAGCACUUGCUGACUUAUUCAAGCAAGCGAACAUUGGCGACCCUGCAGAAGACGGAGCGAGUGAAGUCACAGAUAUCAAAAACUACAUCACAUUGGUUCAUGGGGACUUGCUUACCGGCGAGCGAAUCCAGAGCUUUCAGGCGUCACGAUCGGUAGAGAAGACACCAUGGCAGAGGCGCCAGUGUGUCAUCUACUUGAUGGGGAUGUUCCACUUGAAGAUGGCAUGUGCCGACGCUAUCUGGCGGAUUUGUAUUGAAAACAAGGAUGCGCGCAAGGACCCGUCAAGUCUCAUCAAGUUCGUAGGCAUCUUGCGCAAAAAGGAGACCGCAAAGAUCGAAACGAAGCCGGGGUUUAGGCGCAUGCAUGAAGUGAUCGAGCAUGUAGGGAUUGUGUCGCGGUUGAACUCGUGGAAAGUGGCUACGUCUCGGAGGUAUCAGACAGCCACGCUCGAGGAAUUCGCAAAGAAAGGGCCUACCUGGGAAGAGAUCGAAGAUUUGUCCCUUGAACUAGCUAAGAACUUUGUUGCAAGUCCGGACUUCCAUGAAAUGCGCCAACAGAACCCUGGGGAACGCGACCAGGUCAAGGAAAACAGUCUACUUCAGCAAGAAUACUUUUUACUCUACGAAGAACUCACGUAUGCGAUGAACGAGGGUGAUAUUGGCCGUCUCGAGUCUUGCUUCAUGCCGUGGGUAUUCAUUUUCCGAGGAUGCGGAAAGCACAAGUAUGCGACACAACUGGUGAAAUACUUACGCGACAUCCAUUUUGUGUAUGCACGUUUCCCCCGUUUGCAACGGGCGAUAAGAAUGAACAUACUAUGCAAUCCUACAGGCCGAGCUGGGCAUUUCCGGGGGGUAGAUUGGUGGGUUGAACAUAACAACCUUUACCUGAAACGGAUCUACGGUGGUAAGUAUUCAAACCAUACCAAGGCGCGAAUCCUCAAGGAGUCGCCUCUUAUCGAGACGUUCAAGAACAUCCGGAUCCAGAUGGGGAAAAUGCUCCGACUUGACCAUCGAACGAUUAAGCAUUCUCCUGCAAAGUUAGCAACCGCGUUCAAAGCACUUGGGGUGUAUAUGGAUGAGAUUAGGGCAAAUGAGUUUGUCGAAGGACGGAAAGCGAGUUAUUGUAUUCCCGAUAAGAAAAGUGAGGGUAUGCACUUGGGGUUGAUAAAGGAAGCCAAGGGAAUUAGAGGGGAAGUAGUAGGUGGGGUGGGAACCGAGCACAUGGAAGAAACACACAGUGACAAAAGAGUGGGAAAUGGUGGCGACGAAAUUAACGACAAUGGAGAUAGUGGUGAAGAAGAUAGUGGCGAAGGAAGAGAAGAAUUGGACGAAGCUGAAUUAGAGGUUGAGGACGAUGGCGACUUGGAUGUUUAG